AUGCAAACCGUGGCGGUGUUCGCCGAAGCCGAUCGACAGUCGACGCAUAGGUACAAAUCCGAUGAAUCGUACGAGGUCGGUCACGGCAAGGCGCCGGUGGCGGCGUAUUUGGAUUACGAAUCCAUCAUUCGCUGCGCCAAGGAGAACGGGGCGCAGGCUAUUCAUCCGGGCUACGGAUUUUUGAGCGAAAACGCCGCCUUUGCGCGACGAUGCGAGGAAGAAGGGAUCGUGAUGAUCGGGCCGAAGUCGCAAACGUUGACGGAGAUGGGCGAUAAGGUGAUCGCCAAGGCGAAAGCGAAGGAGUGUGGGUUGCCGCUCGUGCCGGGGACUGAAGAGGCGACGGCGGACGUCAACGAUGCCUUGGAAUUCGCCAAGGAGUUCGGAAUGCCAAUCAUGCUCAAGGCCGCGAUGGGCGGUGGUGGUCGCGGUAUGCGUGUUGUCAAGGAGUACUCCGAGCUCGAAGAUGCGUUCAAGCGCGCUUCGAGCGAGGCACAGACUGCGUUCGGCGACGGGAGAAUGUUUUUGGAACGUUACGUCGAGGCGCCGCGACACAUCGAGGUGCAAAUUCUAGCCGACAACUACGGUAACGUCGUUCACUUGGGCGAGCGCGAUUGUUCCGUGCAACGUCGUCACCAAAAAGUUGUCGAGUUGGCGCCCGCGCCCAACCUUGACCCAGUGCUUCGCCAAAGAUUAUUUGACGACGCCGUGGCGCUCGCCAAGCAUGUCAACUAUCGCAACGCCGGCACGGUGGAGUUCAUGGUUGAUAAGCAAGGGCGUCACUAUUUUUUGGAAGUGAACCCGCGCAUCCAAGUAGAACACACUGUGACGGAAGAAGUCACUGGGAUCGAUUUGGUGCAAUCGCAGAUAUUGAUCGCAGGUGGUCAAAAGUUGUCCGACAUCGGUAUCAAGUCCCAAGACGACAUUCAGCUUCGCGGCUUCGCGAUGCAGUGCAGAAUCACCACCGAAGACCCGUCCAUGAACUUCUCUCCGGAUUUCGGCAAAGUUGAGGUCUACCGUCCUCCGGGCGGUAUGGGUGUGCGUUUGGAUGGUGAAGUCGUGGUCGGUUCGCGAGUGUCACCCAACUACGAUUCGCUCCUCGUCAAGCUCACGUGCUCGGAGAAGAACUUUGAAGCAACCGUGCAAAAGAUGUAUCGAUCGCUCAAUGAAUUCCGUAUUCGCGGCGUGAAGACAAACAUUCCGUUCCUGAUGAACGUUUUGUCCAGCGAAACGUUCUUGAGCGCGAACUUUGCCACGGACUUUAUCGAUAGCACUCCGAGCUUGUUCAAGUUGGACUCGUACAUCGAUGACACGCAGAAGCUUCUCAAUUACCUCGGUGACGUUGCCGUGAACGGUUCGUCGCACCCUGGUGCGGUCGGUCCCGCGCCGACGUGCGCGGAACCGCCAGUUCCCGAACCGAAGAAGUCUUUAGCGCAGCUCAAGGACACCGGGUUCAAGGCUAUUUUGGACAAGGAGGGUCCGGCGGCGUUCGCCAAAGCGGUUCGCCAGCACAAGGGCUUGCUCAUCAUGGAUACGACGUGGCGGGACGCGCACCAGUCGCUCUUGGCGACGCGCGUGCGGACGCACGACCUUCGUCGUUCGGCACCACUCACGCGAAGCGCCCUCAGUGGCGCGUAUUCGCUUGAGAUGUGGGGUGGCGCCACCUUCGACGUCGCGCUUCGAUUCUUGCAAGAGGAUCCGUGGAGGCGACUCGAGCUUCUUCGUGAGCAAGUGCCAAACAUCCCAUUUCAAAUGCUUCUUCGCGGCGCCAACGCGGUCGGUUAUACUUCGUACGCGGACAACGUCGUGCAAAGCUUCGUGCACCAAGCGCGCAAGUCUGGUAUCGAUGUUUUCCGCGUUUUUGACUCGCUCAACUACGAAGAUAACCUCAUGUUUGGCAUCGACGCCGUGCGCAACGCCGACGGCGUCGUUGAAGCGACAAUUUGCUACACUGGUGACGUGAGCGAUCCGAAGAAGACUAAAUAUACGCUGGACUAUUAUGUCGACCUCACGACCAAGCUCGUUGAGCACGGUAUUGAUGUGCUCGCCGUGAAGGACAUGGCUGGUUUGUUGAAGCCGCGCGCCGCGACGAUGUUGAUCUCCGCCAUUCGCGCCAAGUUUCCCGACUUGCCCAUCCAUGUGCACACCCACGACACCGCUUCAACGGGCGUGGCUUCCAUGCUCGCUGCUGCCGCGGCAGGUGCGGAUGUUGUCGAUGUGUGCAUGGACGCCAUGGCUGGCACGACGUCCCAACCCGCCAUCGGCGCCGUGAUCAACUCAGUCGCGGGCACCGAGCUCGACACCGGAUUGGAUAUCGAUGAAGUGCUCAAGCUCAACUUGUUCUGGGAACAAACGAGAGGUCUGUACUCUCCGUACGAGAGCGGUAUUAAAAGCGGAAGCUCAGAUGUGUACAUUCACGAGAUGCCCGGUGGUCAAUACACCAACUUGAAGUUCCAAGCGUACGCCAACGGACUCGGAAGCGAAUGGGAUCGCAUCAAGGAUUCGUACGCGACGGCGAAUAAGAUCUUGGGUGACAUCGUGAAGGUGACGCCGUCUUCCAAGGUCGUCGGUGAUUUCGCGCAAUUUCUCGUCGCGAACAACCUGGAUGAGCACUCCGUGGUGGAAAAAGCUGACACGUUGUCCUUCCCGACUUCCGUCGUCGAGUACUUCCAAGGAUACCUGGGCCAACCCGUCGGUGGCUUCCCCGAACCGCUUCGCUCGCGAGUGGUGAAGAACAAGGAAAUCAUCGCCGGUCGUCCUGGGGCGUCGCUUCCCAGCAUGGACAUCAACAAGUUACAAAACGAGCUGUCCAUCAAGCACACCGGCCGUCGAUCGAUCACGCACAAGGAUGCGCUCGCGGCGGCUUUGUACCCGAAGGUGUUCGACGAGUACGUCGUGAAGCGCGACACCGUCGGGCCGGUCGGUUUGCUCCCGACCAAGGCGUUCUUGAAGGGAUUGGACAUCGAUGAAGAGAUCGAAGUCACCACCGAUCGCGGUGUGAGCACGAACAUCAAGCUUAAGGCUGUCGGUGAGCUGUUGCCAAGCGGCAACCGCGAAGUGUUCUUUGAAGUCAACGCGAUUCCGCGCGUCGUCGAGAUCCACGACAGAAAGAUUCUCGAGAGCGCCUCCAAGGGCGGCGGCGGCGCAGUCGCUCGCGAGAAGAGCGAUCCACUCGACCCGGGCUCGGUCGGCGCCCCGAUGUCAGGGUCCGUCGUCGAAGUCCUCGUCGCUCCCGGUCAAAAGAUUAAAGCGGGCGAGCCCAUCGUCGUGUUGAGCGCGAUGAAGAUGGAAACGACCGUCGCUUCUCCCGUCGCCGGCACCCUCAAGCACGUCGGCGUCGUCAAAGGCGACACGUGCGCCGCCGGCGAUUUAAUGUGCGCCAUCGACGUCGACGCCGCGUAA
Ostreococcus lucimarinus CCE9901 is the source of this 3399-nucleotide messenger RNA. RefSeq lists its product with no specific name. Gene Ontology annotation, molecular function: pyruvate carboxylase activity; metal ion binding; ATP binding. Gene Ontology annotation, biological process: pyruvate metabolic process; gluconeogenesis. The coding region runs from base 1 to 3399 and encodes 1132 amino acids. NCBI's taxonomy places the organism in Eukaryota, Viridiplantae, Chlorophyta, Mamiellophyceae, Mamiellales, Bathycoccaceae. The transcript has a single exon. Gene Ontology annotation, cellular component: cytoplasm. The record is from RefSeq and is a predicted model, not a curated record.